Penicillium canariense is the source of this 1827-nucleotide messenger RNA. RefSeq names its product putative mitochondrial dihydroxy acid dehydratase (gene ilv3B). Bases 1 to 1827 code for a protein of 608 amino acids. The transcript is spliced from 3 exons. Gene Ontology annotation, biological process: branched-chain amino acid biosynthetic process. The record is from RefSeq and is a predicted model, not a curated record. NCBI's taxonomy places the organism in Eukaryota, Fungi, Ascomycota, Eurotiomycetes, Eurotiales, Aspergillaceae. Gene Ontology annotation, molecular function: dihydroxy-acid dehydratase activity. Gene Ontology annotation, cellular component: mitochondrion.
AUGGAUCCUGCCCAGCUGACUGAGCCCAGCAAGCUGGCCGAACCGAAAUACAUCAACUUCCCCAGCCUGCCCACUGAUGCCAAACACCCGGACGGCUCCCCCGCACUCAACCGGCACUCGUCGACGAUCACCAGAGGCCAUGAAUUUCCUGGCGCGCGGGCUAUGCUCUUCGCGGCCGGCGUUCCGGACAAGGAGGCAAUGGCCAAAAGCCCGCAUGUGGGCAUUGCUUCCGUCUGGUGGGAGGGCAACCCGUGCAACAUGCACUUGUUGGAUCUCGGCAAGACAGCCAAGAAAGCAAUUGUCGAGAAGGGCAUGAUCGGCUGGCAAUAUAAUACAAUUGGUGUCUCGGAUGCGAUCACAAUGGGCAGCGACGGCAUGAGAUUCUCGCUUCAGACUCGUGAGAUUAUCGCCGAUAGUGUCGAGACUGUUACCUGCGCCCAGUACCACGAUGCCUGUAUCGCGAUUCCCGGCUGCGACAAGAAUAUGCCCGGUGUUGUGAUGGGAAUGGCCCGGCACAACCGCCCUUCGAUCAUGAUCUACGGCGGUACAAUCAAUAUCGGUUACUCAAAACAUCUCCGGAAGCCCAUCAACAUCUCGACCUGUUUUGAGGCGGCUGGCGCUUAUGCAUAUGAUACACUCCGCCAGCCCGAUGAUGGUGGUGAUACUAGCAAGACAAAGGAUGAAAUUAUGGACGACCUCGAGCAGCACGCGUGCCCCAGUGCCGGUGCCUGCGGUGGUAUGUUUACGGCCAACACGAUGGCCACCGCCAUCGAGUCUAUGGGCCUAUCUCUGCCUGGGUCCUCGUCUACCCCUGCUUCGUCGCCGUCUAAAAUGCGCGAGUGUGUCCGCGUGGCUGAUGCCAUCAAGAUCUGCCUGGAGAAGAAUAUCCGCCCACGGGAUCUGUUGACCAAGCGGUCUUUUGAGAAUGCGCUUGUGAUGACCAUGGCUCUGGGCGGUAGCACCAACGGUGUGCUCCAUUUCCUGGCUAUGGCACGCACGGCGGGUGUGGACCUUACAUUGGAUGAUUUCCAGCGGGUUAGCAACAAGAUCCCCUUUAUUGCCAACCUAUCCCCCAGUGGCAAAUACUAUAUGGCGGAUCUCUAUGAAAUUGGCGGUAUUCCAUCCGUCCAGAAGCUGCUGAUCGCUGGGGGUCUCCUGGACGGUGGGAUCCCCACCGUCACCGGCAAGACGCUAGCCGAGAACGUGGAAUCAUUCCCGUCACUGCCGCAGGACCAGGCUCUUAUUCGCCCAUUGGACAACCCCAUCAAGGCAACGGGCCACAUCCAGAUCCUGCGCGGUAACCUCGCCCCCGGCGGAGCGGUAGCCAAGAUUACAGGCAAGGAGGGACUCAGCUUCACUGGCAAGGCUCGGGUGUUCGACAAGGAGAAACAGUUGAACGACGCCCUGGACGAGGGCCGCAUCCCACGUGGGGAGAAUCUGGUCCUGAUUGUCCGCUAUGAGGGCCCCAAGGGUGGGCCCGGCAUGCCGGAACAGCUUAAGGCCAGUGCCGCCCUGAUGGGUGCGAAGUUGACGAAUAUUGCUCUCAUCACGGAUGGCCGCUACUCUGGGGCCAGUCAUGGCUUCAUUGUCGGACACAUUACGCCCGAGGCGGCCGUGGGGGGUCCAAUUGGGUUAGUCCGCGACGGGGACGUGAUCACCAUCAGUGCCGAAACCAACGAGCUGUCUAUGGAUGUAUCAGAUGAGGAGCUUCGGGAGCGGCGCCGCCAAUGGUCGCCACCCGAGCCGCAGAUUACUCGGGGAGUGCUGGCCAAGUACGCGCGGCUGGUGGGCGAUGCGUCGCAUGGAGCCAUGACGGACCUUUUUUAG